Coregonus sp. 'balchen' is the source of this 38613-nucleotide messenger RNA. The record is from the annotation of a GenBank genome assembly. NCBI's taxonomy places the organism in Eukaryota, Metazoa, Chordata, Actinopteri, Salmoniformes, Salmonidae.
UGUGUAGGUGGGAAAGGAGACUGUUCAGACCACAGAGGACCAGGUGAUGAAGAGAGACAUGCCUCCCGCCUUCAUAAAGUGAGUCACGCCUCUUACCUUGACCUCUGAUCUACUCCUGACCCCCUAACCUCUAACCCUUUAACUCUCGGGACUGAUUUCUAGGGGUUUGCAGUGUGCACUCUUCAGCCAAUCAGCAGCAUUCAUUGAUCAGUAAAGUACCAGAGAGAAACACAAAAACCAGCAGGACGGGGGGACUGGAGGGCUGAGGUUUACACCCCAUGUCAAAUCAAACUAGAUUAAUUCUAACAAUGUCUAAUUGUAUUAUUUUAUACCAUCCCUUUUAGCCUUGGUAGCCUUCCUUUUCGGAGGACUUCUGUCUUUUAUAGUUUAUAGAUGGUUUAGUAAUGAUGCCCUUCUCUUGUGUCAGUGAGUGAUGUUGCUCUCUUCUCCGCCCAUCUGGUCUUUUUGUCUCUGUGUCUGUUUCUGUCUCUCUCUCUCUCAUCGGUGGAGGAAAUAAUAAUGAUAAUUCGUUUUAGGUUUGCUUAGCAGGAUGUGAACUCUGUCUGUCUGUUGGUGAUGUAAUUUAAUAACGACAGGGCUGACUGGACUGUCUGUUUUGCCUGAGAAUGCUCUGCCCAGAGGUGUAUACUGUAGCUGUGCUCUGUGUUCUGCUGUCAGUCUAUCAGUAUGUCAGUUCUGCUGUGUGGUUCUGUCUGUAUGUCUGUCUGUCCAGAACUCUGCUGUGGGGUUCUGCUGACUAUCUGAUCUGCUCUGCUACGCUCAGUGUCCAGAGGAGAGUGGUGUGGCUCUAAGGAUUAGACUCUGACUCUGUUACUCAGCAGUUCUGCUGCUACCUCUCUCUCUCUCUUUCACUCUCGUUCUCUUCUCUCUCCUGGUGACUGCUGUAGGAGUGAAGUUUUUAGAUCUCUUCACAUGAGAAGUCCACAGCGCAGUCCCACGCAGACACACACACACACACAAACUGGCACUGCAUCAUAAAUAUCAUACUCAAGGCUCAGCAGGGGUUAUGAGGGAAUGUGAACCCUGCUAUAUUUAGUUCUCUUGGCAGAAAAUUGAUACUCUGGCCAAUGAGGGCUCAACUCAUUGAUACCCUAACCAAUGAGGUCACAGGAAGGCCCUGUUCCAAUAGUCUUAAAAUCCUCCCUCCCUCCCUCCCUCCCUCCCUACCUUUCUUCAACCCUUACUUUAUUCCUUCUUUCCUCCUUUCAUUGUUUCCUUCCUUCCUUCUGUCCUUCCUUCUCUGGAUAGAGCUGGGCUGUCAAUAAUAAUACAUGUUCUAUGUCCAGUACUGUAGCUAAAUUGUUCUAAGCUGUAUCUAUGUUCUGUGUUCUAACAGGGUGGAGAACACAUGUUCUAAGCUGGUUCUAUGGUCUAUGUUCUAACAGGAUGGAGAAUGUGUGUGUUCUAAGCUGGUUCUAUGGUCUGUGUUCUAACAGGGUGGAGAAUGCGUGUUCUAAGCUGGUGCAGGCGGCUCAGAUGUUGAAGGCGGAUCCCUACUCGGUUCCUGCCAGAGACUACCUCAUUGACGGUUCUAGAGGAAUCCUGUCUGGAACCUCAGACCUGCUGCUCACUUUCGACGAAGCUGAGGUAGGGCUGUGUGUGUGUGUGUGUGUGUGUGUGUGUGUGUGUGGCGGCAGCAGUGUAAUACGCAUUACACUGUUUCAUCACCAGCUGCCCUGCUACUGAACGACAGCAACUCCCCUCGAUCACAAGACCUACAUCACAAGACACACACACGCACGCACACACACGCAGGGUUCAAAAGGACAGACAUACGUACUUAAAAGCAGUACUUCUGUUGUGGCACUGUAUUCACAAUCACAAGCAACAACAUCCUUUAAGUCAAACUGUGUCCUGAUUCUCAACCCUUCUCCUAAAGUGUGCACUUGCACACUCCCAUUCAUGGAUUUAUAAACAUUGGAUUUGUGUAAGCAUUGGCUGGAGGGAGUUUUCACCAUUGUUAAAUCCAUGUCCAUGAAGAAAUCAAUGGAGAAUCGGUCAAAGUGAAGAGGUCCUAUUAUACUAAAAACAUGUAAAGUGUUGGUCCCAUGUUUCAUGAGCUGAAAUAAAAGAUCCCAGAAAUGUUCCAUACGCACAAAAAGCUUAUUUGUCUCAAAUGUUGUGCACAAAUUUGUUUAGAUCCCUGUUAGUGAGCAUUUCUCCUUUGCCAAGAUAAUCCACCUGACAGAUGUGGCAUACCAAGAAGCUGAUUAAACAGCAUGAUCAUUACACAGGUGCACCUUGUGCUGAGGACAAUAAAAGAUCACUCUAAAAUGUGCAGUUUUGUCACACAACACAGUGCCACAGAUGUCUCAAGUUUUGAGGGAGCGUGCAAUUGGCAUGCUACCUGCAGGAAUGUCCAUCAGAGCCGUUGCCAGAGAAUUGAAUGUCAGUUUCUCUACCAUAAGCCCCCUCCAACGUCGUUUUAGGGAAUUUGGCAGUACAUCCAACCGGCCUCACAACCGCAGACCAUGUGUAACCACGCCAGCCCAGGAUCUCAACAUCCAGCUUCUUCACCUGUGGGAUUGUCUGAGACCAGCCACCCGGACAGCUGAUGAAACAGUGUGUUUGCACAACCGAAGAAUUUCUGCACAAACUGUCUCAGGGAAGCUCAUCUGUGUACUCGUCCUCACCAGGGUCUUGACCUGACUGCAGUUUGGCAUCUUAACUGACUUCAGUGGGCAAAUGCUCACCUUCGAUGGCCACUGGCAUGCUGGAGAAGUGUGCUCUUCACGGAUGAAUCCUGGUUUCAACUGUACGGGGCAUCGUGUGGGCAUCGUGUGGGGGCGAGCGGUUUGCUGAUGUCAACGUUGUGAACAGUGUGGCAUAAGCUACGGACAAUGAACACAAUUGCAUUUUAUCGAUGGCCAUUUGAAUGCACAGAGAUAACGUGACGAGAUCCUGAGGCCCAUUGUCGUGCCAUUCAUCCGCCGCCAUCACCUCAUGUUUCAGCAUGAUAAUGCACGGCCCCAUGUCGCAAGGGUCUGUACACAAUUCCUGGAAGCUGAAAAUGUCCCAGUUCUUCCAUGGCCUGCAUACUCACCAGACAUGUCACCAUCCAUUGAGCAUGUUUGGGAUGCUCUGGACCGACGUGUACAACAGCGUGUUCCAGUUCCCGCCAAUAUCCAGCAACUUUGCGCAGCCAUUGAAGAGGAAUGGGACAACAUUCCACAGGCCACAAUCAACAGCCUGAUUAACUCUAUGCGAAGGAGAUUUGUUGCGCUGCAUGAGGCAGAUACUGACUGGUUUUCUGAUCCAUGCCACUACUUUUUUUUAAAGGUAUCUGUGACCAACAGAUGCAUAUUUGUAUUCCCAGUCAUGUGAAAUCCAUAGAUUAGGGCCUAAUACAUUUAUUUAAAUUGACUGAUUUCCUUAUAUUAACUGUAACUCAGUAAAAUCUUUGAAAUUGUUGCAUGUUGCGUUAAUAUUUUUGUUGGUCAGUCCUGUUAGGUAUGCUGUGGUGUCACACAAUUAGAUGGGUUAAGGGUUAGAGCCAGGGGGUGAGAGAUAAGGUCAGGGUUAUGGUAGCCUCUGCCGAUACCCCAACAACCGGACACUUUUGGACGUUAACAAGGCGACACUCCCUCUUAACUCCUCCUCCACAUUUACUGGAUUGGUUGAAUAACGCAGAAGAGAAUCUCCCCCGACAGUUCUUUUCAUCGCAUGAAGACCAGUAUGUAGGGUAUCUAGUUUCAGGCGUUUAUUUUACGCAUGCUAUGUUAUGUUAGGGUCAUGGUUAAGAGUUGCUGUACCUUAACUAGAUGCUAUCUGUUGUGUGCAUGUAAGCUCAUCCAAGUGUGUGUGCGGUCGGGUGUGUGUGUGUUUUUAUUUUUUCAGGUGCGUAAGAUCAUCCGUGUGUGUAAGGGGAUCCUGGAGUAUUUGACGGUAGCUGAGGUGGUGGAGACCAUGGAGGACCUGAUCACCUACACCAAGAACCUAGGACCAGGUAACCUCACCUGUAGGCUCUGACCCUUAACCUCUGACCUGACCUCUAAACCUGAUCACCUAUAUCAAGAAACUGAGACCAGGUAACCUCACCUUAAACCUCUGACCCAUAACCUCUGACCUCUAACCCAGCGGUUCACAACCUUUUCUGUACUGGUAACCACCAAAUCACCGUAAAAAAUGAGGACCCCCAUUCGUGGAGUCACAGAAUUGUCUAAAAUAAAGUAUUUUCACGGUCAAAUUUAGGGUAUUUUUUCUCAGUGAAUGUAAUAGAUUAUAGGCCUAUUAUUAUUAUUAUUAUUAACAAUUUGCAUUGUGAAAAGUAACGUAAAAGUAACGUUAAAUUGCUUAGAAUACCAUGAAUACUGUUAUUAAUUUAGAAAGAAAACAAAUCUUGACAAAAUAAAAACAAAUCUUUAAAGAAAUGUGGACCACCUGCAGUACCAGAACAUAGGUUGAAAACCACUGCUCUAACCUGACAUCUAACCCUGAUCACCUACACUAAGAACCUGGGACCAGGUAACCUCUGACCAUGAAGAUAAUUGGUUCAGGAUAUUUUUCACUCUGUGUUGUGAAUGGCUAACAGGUAUGACUAAGAUGUCUAAGAUGAUUGAGGAGCGACAGCAGGAGUUGACCCAUCAGGAACACAGACAGAUGCUAUUCAACUCCCUGAACACUGUCAAACAACUACUGCCUGUACUCAUAUCAGGUCUGUCGGUCUCUCUCUCUCUCUCUCUCUCUCUCUCUCUCUCUCUCUCUCUCUCUAUCUCUCUCUAUCUCUCUCUCUCAAUUCAAUUCAAUUCAAUUUAAGGGCUUUAUUGGCAUGGGAAACGUGUGUUAACAUUGCCAAAGCAAGUGAAGUAGAUAGUAAACAAAAGUGAAAUAAACAAUAAAUAUUAACAGUAAACAUUACACUCAGAAGUUUCAAAAGAAUAAAGACAUUUCAAAUGUCAUAUUAUGUAUAUAUACAGUGUUGUAACAAUGUGCAAAUAGUUAAAGUACAAAUGGGAAAAUAAAUAAACAUAAAUAUGGGUUGUAUUUACAAUGGUGUUUGUUCUUCACUGGUUGCCCUUUUCUUGUGGCAACAGGUCACAAAUCUUGCAGCUGUGAUGGCACACUGUGGUUUUCACCCAGUAGAUAAGGGAGUUUAUCAAAAUUGGGUUUGUUUUCGAAUUCUUUGUGGAUCGCUGUAAUCUGAGGGAAAUAUGUGUCUCUAAUAUGGUCAUACAUUUGCAGCUCAGUUUCAACCUCAUUUUGUGGGCAGUGUGCACAUAGCCUGUCUUCUCUUGAGAGCCAGGUCUGCCUACGGUGGCCUUUCUCAAUAGCAAGGCUAUGCUCACUGAGUCUGUACAUAGUCAAAGCUUUCCUUAGGUUUGGGUCAGUCGCAGUGGUCAGGUAUUCUGCCACUGUGUACUCUCUGUUUAGGGCCAAAUAGCAUUCUAGUUUGCUCUGUUUUUUUGUUUGUUCUUUCCAAUGUGUCAAGUAAUUCUCUUUUUGUUUUCUCAUGAUUUGGUUGGGUCUAGUUGUGUUGUUGUUGUUGUUGUUGCCCUGGGGCUGUGUGGGGUCUGUUUGUGUUUGUGAACAGAGCCCCAGGACAAGCUUACUUAGGGGACUCUUCUCCAAGUUCAUCUCUCUGUAGGUGAUGGCUUUGUUAUGGAAGGUUUGGGAAUCGCUUCCUUUUAAGUGGUUAUAGAAUUUAACGGCUCUUUUCUGGAUUUUGAUAAUUAGCGGGUAUUGGCCUAAUUCUGCUCUGCAUGCAUUAUUUGGUGUUUUACGUUGUACACGGAGGAUGUUUUCAAUUUGGUGUUUGUCCCAUUUUGUGAAUUCUUGGUUGGUGAGCGUACCCCAGACCUCAGAACCAUAAAGGGCAAUGGGAUCUAUAACUGAUUCAAGUAUUUUUAGCCAGAUCCUAAUUGGUAUGUCAAAUUUUAUGUUCCUUUUGAUGGCAUAGAAGGCCCUUCUUGCCUUGUCUCUCAGAUCGUUCACAGCUUUGUGGAAGUUACCUGUGGCGCUGAUGUUUAGGCCGAGGUAUGUAUAGUUUUUUGUGUGCUCUAGGGCAACGGUGUCUAGAUUAUUUUUGUCUUACUGAGAUUUACUGUCAGGGCCCAGGUCUGACAGAAUCUGUGCAGAAAAUCUAGGUGCUGCUGUAGGCCCUCCUUGGUUGGUGACAGAAGCACCAGAUCGUCAGCAAACAGAAGACAUUUGACUUCAGAUUCUAGUAGGGUGAGGCCGGGUGCUGCAGACUGUUCUAGUGCCCUCGCCAAUUCGUAGAUAUAUAUGUUGAAGAGGGUGGGGCUUAAACUGCAUCCCUGUCUCACCCCACGGCCCUGUGGAAAGAAAUAUGUGUGUUUUUUGCCAAUUUUAACCGCACACUUGUUGUUUGUGUACAUGGAUUUUAUAAUGUCGUAUGUUUUUCCCCCAACCCCACUUUCCAUCAAUUUGUAUAGCAGACCCUCAUGCCAAAUUGAGUCAAAAGCUUUUUUGAAAUCAACAAAGCAUGAGAAGACUUUGCCUUUGUUUUGGUUUGUUUGUUUGUCAAUUAGGGUGUGCAGGGUGAAUACGUGGUCUGUCAUACGGUAAUUUGGUAAAAAGCCAAUUUGACAUUUGCUCAGUACAUUGUUUUCACUGAGGAAAUGAACUAGUCUGCUGUUAAUGAUAAUGCAGAGGAUUUUCCCAAGGUUGCUGUUGACGCAUAUCCCACGGUAGUUAUUGGGGUCAAAUUUGUCUCCACUUUUGUGGAUUGGGGUGAUCAGUCCUUGGUUCCAGAUAUUGGGGAAGAUGCCAGAGCUAAGGAUGAUGUUAAAGAGUUUAAGUAUAGCUAAUUGAAAUUUGUGGUCUGUAUAUUUUAUCAUUUCAUUGAGGAUACCAUCAACACCACAUAACUUUUUGGGUUGGAGGGUUUGUAUUUUGUCCUGUAGUUCAUUCAAUGUAAUUGGAGAAUCCAGUGGGUUCUGGUAGUCUUUAAUAGUUGAUUCUAAGAUUUGCAUUUGAUCAUGUAUAUUUUUUUGCUGUUUGUUCUCUGUUAUAGGGCCAAAAAGAUUGGAGAAGUGGUUUACCCAUACAUCUCCGUUUUGGAUAGAUAGCUCUUCGUGUUGUUGUUUGUUUAGUGUUUUCCAAUUUUCCCAGAAGUGGUUAGAGUCUAUGGAUUCUUCAAUUACAUUGAGCUGAUUUCUGACAUGCUGUUCCUUCUUUUUCCGUAGUGUAUUUCUGUAUUGUUUUAGUGAUUCACCAUAGUGAAGGCGUAGGCUCAGGUUUUCUGGGUCUCUAUGUUUUUGGUUGGAUAGGUUUCUCAAUUUCUUUCUUAGGUUUUUGCAUUCUUCAUCAAACCAUUUAUCACUGUUAUUACCUUUCUUUGGUUUUCUGUUAGAGAUUUUUAGAUUUGAUAGGGAAGCUGAGAGGUCAAAUAUACUGUUUAGGUUUUCUACUGCCAAGUUUACACCUUCACUAUUACAGUGGAACGUUUUGUCCAGGAAGUUGUCUAGAAUGGAUUGAAUUUGUUGUUUCCUAAUUGUUUUUUGGUAGGUUUCAACACUACUUUCCUUCCAUCUAUAGCAUUUCUUAAUAUUAUUCAGUUCUUUUGGCUUUGAUGCCUCAUGAUUGAGUAUUGCUCUGUUCAAGUAGACUGUGAUUUUGCUGUGGUCUGAUAGGGGUGUCAGUGGGCUGACUGUGAACGCUCUGAGAGACUCUGGGUUGAAGUCAGUGAUAAAGUAGUCUACAGUACUACUGCCAAGAGAUGAGCUAUAGGUGUACCUACCAUAGGAGUCCCCUCGAAGCCUACCAUUGACUAUGUACAUACCCAGUGUGCGACAGAGCUGCAGGAGUCGUGACCCAUUUUUGUUGGUUAUGUUGUCGUAGUUGUGCCUAGGGGGGCAUAUGGGGGAGGGAAUGCUGUCACCUCCAGGUAGGUGUUUGUCCCCCUGUGUGCUGAGGGUGUCAGGUUCUUGUCCAGUUCUGGCAUUUAGGUCGCCACAGACUAGUACAUGUCAAUGGGUCUGGAAAUGAUUGAUUUCCAACCUCCAGGAUGGAGAAACUGUCUUCAUUAAAGUAUGGGGAUUCUAGUGGGGGGAUAUAGGUAGCACACAGGGGGACAUUUUUCUCAGUUGAGAUCAUUUCCUUUUGAAUUUCUAGCCAAAUGUAAAAUGUUCCUGUUUUGAUUAAUUUAAUAGAGUGAGUUAGGUCUGCUCUAUACCAAAUUAGCAUACCCCCUGAGUCCCUUCCCUGUUUCACACCUGGUAGUUUGGUGGAUGGGACUACCAGCUCUCUGUAACCUAGAGGGCAACCAGUGGGUCCAUCUCCUCUAUACCAUGUUUCUUGUAGGAUGACAAUGUCUGUAUUUCCAAUUUCUUUGGUGAAGUCCAGAUUCCUGCUCUUUAGGCCAAAGGCAGUUGACCUCAGGCCUUGGAUAUUCCAGGAUGAAAUAGUGAAGGCUUUGUGUUCCAUAAAGUGUCUAAUGUUGUUGGUUGUGUGGUUUGGCCUCAGGCCAGUAAUUGUGAGCAGAGCAUCUGGUACAUGCCAUUGGCUUGGGCUAGUGUAAGAGUGGGUGUUGGGCCUGUUUGCCUGCUCACGGCCUGGGCGUAUGUGUGACUUUCAUGUUGAGGCCCUCUUUGUGGGAGUGGGGGGCUUGGGGUGGGUAGGAGGGUCAUAGGUCUGAUCUGAGGGGGCCUAAAUGGGGUGUGGGCAUGGUUGACUUGGGGGGGAGUUAAUUGGUGGGGGUGGGGGUGUAGAUGUGGUUGAUGGUGCUGUGGUCUGGAUGUAGGUCCUCUCUGCGGGGGUCCUCUAUGUGUAGGUCCUGGGGGGGGUCCCGCAGGUCUGGGAGAGUGUCUCGCUGGUCUGGGCGGGGUGUUUGUUGAUCUGUUGCUCCUGUGUAAGGUGUUGGGUCUGCGGUUGAGGGCGAUAUCCUUUAGGGUCCGGGCGAAGGUGGGCACUGCUGCCUUGUAUAGGUGGACCUGGUCGUAAAGGCUGUUCAUGUCCAGGGUGGAGUGGUGGGCCAGGAAGACAUUUGGUUUUGAUGCACAGUCACGGGAAAUACUUAAUAUAAUAUAAUAUAAUAUGCCAUUUAGCAGACGCUUUUAUCCAAAGCGACUUACAGUCAUGCGUGCAUACAUUUGUUUUUGUGUAUGGGUGGUCCCGGGGAUCGAACCCACUACCUUGGCGUUACAAGCGGCGUGCUCUACCAGCUGAGCUACAGAGGACCACAGAGCUUGCGUUUACCCGCUGUAUGGUAGCAGGGUGGAAGUAUUUUCGUGGUAACAGAGUUGAGAUAACCACUUGUGCGUUGGGGAAAGUAGAAGAAGCUUUUUCUAUCACUCCCUUGAGUGAUGUGGCCACCCUUUCCUGCUGUGUUCUCAGGUCGUUUGUGCCUGUGUGUAUUAUUAUGUGGCUGGGUGAUCCUAGUCGGUCCUCAGACAGAAGGUCUAGGGCGUGCUGGGUGUUUGGACACCAGAGUUUAGACACUGUGUGUUUUGGAAAAAGUUUAUUUUCUUGUAUGUAUUUCCCGUUUGAGUCCAUAAGGAGUACAAUCUGUGGCUUGUGUAUGUCCUCAGUGGGUGUGGGGGGGUCGUCAUGAGGGCUAUCAGGGUGUCUGACUGGGGGGUUGCUCAGAGGGGUUGGGGUCCCCAGGGCUUGGGGUUCUUCAUUUGUUUGUCUGGGUGUGAUGUCGAGGCUAUGGUCAGGGUCUAGGGUGUGCUGUUCUGCUGCGGUGUCGAGACUUUGGCCAGGAUCUGAGGUGGGCUGUUCUCUAAUGGGUUGUUCAAUGUCACCCAUCAUCGUUCUCCCCUUCUCCUCCAGCACUCUGAUCCUCUCCUCUAGUGCUCUGUUCUUCUCCUGCUCCUGCUCUUUCUCCUGUUGAUGUUGUCUCACCACAGUCCAGAGUGCAGACAUGUCUCUCUCUACCUGCAGCUCUCCAGGUCUAGUUAAGGGGGUGUUGUUGUGCUGGACUGUUGUCUGGGUCUGUGCUGACUGGAGUGUGUUCACCUGCUGUUCCAGCUCCACCUGCCUUACCUCCAGCUGGGUGAAUGUAUCCUUCAUUUUAAUGAGGGAGUAGUACUCUGUGCUGGGAAGUUGACUUUCUGCUUGGGGUUGCUCUGUGGGGUUAUUUAAUGAAGAGGUCUGGUCUGACCCGCUCGGGGUAGGGGUGUCUUUCUCAAGGGAGAGCUUCUCCUGCUGAGCUAUUUCUUUGAUUAGGUGAAAGUCCAGCUGGAACUGUUUGGUGUUGCCUUGAACCAAAACGGUUCCAGAUUUAUAGAGAUUAAUAGUAGAUGACUCAGAGUCCUCUUUGUCCAGUUUCCUGAGUUUCCACCCGUCGCUAACACCCCCCCUCUUAACAGAGGGGUAGUGGGCUAGUAUAGCACUGUGCCAUGCCAGGGGAUGGUCUGUGUGGAAGAUAAGGUUGCUUAUGUUCCCAUUUUUAUACAAAUCAGCAAAAAGUGUCUCGUGCUUCCCCAAAAGAAGUUUCAAUUUGUACUCUUUUCGUGUCUUGUCGUUUUUUACAUUCAGAGGGUACUGUAUUUUAAUGACCUCUGAACAGUGGGGGGGUGCUUCUAAGGCCUCUGCAUUUAGUUGGGGUAGACUGUACGACUCUCCUGCCAUUGUUGGGCUCAAGGGCUUUGACACCUCUCACUUCACACGUCAGUGCUAAUUGAAAUUGUAUCUCUUUGUAGCAAACUUAAGCUUGGUAGCCUUAGAAUUCAGUCCUUAUAAUAUAAAAUAUAUCAUUGUAAUGAAUUUUUCUUCUUGGUUUUUGAAAGUGAAAAAUAGCUUCAUACUAAACAUUACUCACUCAGUUCCAGGUUGGAUGGUGUUUUCAGGUUUCUGUUUGUUUGCCAGAGCAUUUGCUGUAUAGUUUGAGAAUAGUAAUCCUUGGUAGUAGAAAGCUUUCCAGGUAAUUCCGUCCAAAAUCAGGUUGUAGGUUUGGAGUUUUGGUUUGGAAUGAAGGUUAUGUUGUGGAGGGUAGCAUCCUGUAUAUGUCCCUGCCAAAAAAUCCUACUUUAUCUAACUCUAAAUCUAUAUUUUUUGUUAAAAAUGCAGGAGAAAUGUAUUUGAGCUCUCUCUCUCUCUCUCUCUCUCUCUGAAUUAGUCUCUCUCUCUCUCUCUCUCUCUCUCUCUCUCUCUCUCUCUCUCUCUCUCUCUCUCUCUCUCUCUCUCUCUGUGUGUUUGUGUGUGAAUUUGCUUAUCUCCAUGAACAAUGUCAAACAGCUAUUGCCUCUUCUCAUAUGAGGUCUGUCUCUCUGUGUUUAUUUGUGUGUGUGUCUGUCUGUCUGCCUGCCUGUCUGUCUGUCUGUCUUCUCUGCACACUCUUCACACACACAGCCACCCAGCAGAUACCAGAGUUGUCAUAGCAGCACAGAUAACUACAGUGGUAAUUAGAACUUGGGUCUGGCAGAAUGACUCCCAGCCCACUCACUCAGGCUCUCAUUCUCUCAAAUAUACACACACACGCACUAGUCCCUGUACUCUGCAGUAAUCCCCAUCUCUCUCUCCCCCCAGCCAUAAAGAUCUUUGUAGCAACUAAGAGCACACAUAGUGCUGGGGUGGAGGAGGCAGAGAGAAACAGAUGCUUCACGUUUGAGAAGAUGAGUGCUGAGAUUAGUGAGAUCAUCAGAGUCCUACAGCUUACCACCUGGGAUGAAGACACAUGGGCCAACAAGGUACACACACAUACACACACACACUCAGGCAAACACACACAAUACAUACAUACUUCACCCCCUGAUUCCCCUUCCAGACACACACUAGUCUCUGGUAGUCCCUCCCUUCCCAUGUUCCUCUACACUAGACGCAGCAUUUCCUAAACCAGGGGUGUUCCUAUCCAGGUCUGGUGGUCUGCUGGUUUUCUUUUCUCCCUGGUAAUUAAUUGAUUGACCAGAGACUCCACUCGCCUGGUUUCCCAAAUCUGAAUUAGUCUCUGAAUAGAGGGGAGGGUGAACAUCAGCAGUACUACUGACCUCCGGAACUGGAUUUGAAUAACCCUGUCUUAAAGCAUACUUCACUUUCUCUCUUUAGUUUCCACUCUUUUCUUCUGUUGGGCUUCUGUUAUAACUGUAUUUUCUUUUUAUUUUCUUUUUUACUCCCUUCAUUCUUUUCCUCCCUGUAGAAGGUAAGCCUGCCUCUUUCCCCUCUGCCAUGCUGCAGUGUGUGUGGUGUGUGUGUGGUGUGUGUGUGGUGUGUGUGUGGUGUGUGUGUGGUGUGUGCGUGUGUGUGUGUGUGUGAGAGAGUGUGAGUGUGCGUAUGCGUGUGUGUGAUAGAGAGUGAGAGUGAGUGUAUGCAUGUCUAUACGUGUUUGCGUGUGUAUGUCUGUAAAUACUGUGUGAGGAGAGGGGGAGCUUAAGUGAGUGUGUGUGUGUGCAUAUGUGUGUGUAUGUGUGUGUGUAUAACUGCUCUCUUUGUGUCUCUCUAGGACAUGGAGUGUAUGAAACGUUCUCUGGCGGUGAUAGAGGCUAAGAUGGCCCUGGCGAAAGGCUGGCUCAAAGACCCCCAUGGACAACCAGGUAAUGCUAUCAGCCAUGGUCUAGUGAUACAGUCUACCCAAAUACCUGCCUCCCCCAUCAUCCUUAUAGUGACAUCCUCACAAUACUAGCACUGCACUCCUUAUGAUUAAUUGUGUGUGUGUGUGUGUGUGUGUGUGCGUGUGCGUGUGUGUAGGCGAGCCCGGGGAGGUAGCUGUGCGUGUGAUAUUGGAUGAGGCAGGGAAGGUAGGAGAACUGUGUGCUGGAAGGGAACGCAGAGACGCACUGGGAACAACAAAGACUCUGGGACAGAUGACCGAACAGGUCGCAGAGCUACGUGUCAGGUACUGUGUGUGUAUGUGCUUGUAACUUGUUAUAAUAACCAUGUAUAAGCCUUUCCAAUCUCUUAUGAUAAGGCUUACAAUAUGUUAUGUCUAUAUGUAUCAACAUUUCAACUUUCUAAUGGCUGGUAUUUAGUCGGGAUCAUGUUGAGUUGAUUCUUACACAUUAUAAGGGUGUCGUACAUGGUCAUGACAAGUUUUACAAUACAUUAUACCUGCAAAGUGUUAAAGUGUUAACGUUAAUGUGUGUAUAAUCUCCUCCUGUAGAGGCCAUGGUCCGUCUCCACCAUGUGUCCAGCGGGCCGGUCAGUGUUCUCAGGGUCUGGACCUGCUGCUUGGGAAAGUGGACAGCGCCACCCGCAGGCUGGAGGCCUUGACUAAAGCUAAACUGGCCAUCGCUAGGAGACUGGAUGCUGCCCAGGUCAGCACACACAUACCAAUAUAAAAAUAGUGUUUUACUUCAGAGUUUGACUUUUUGUUUCUGGGUUGGUCGAAAUAUCAGAUUAAAUAUUAAAAGGUAAAGGACAAAACCUUGUGUGUGAAUGUGUAUGUGUGCAAGCACACGUCUGUGUGUGUGUGUGUGUGUGUGUGUGUGCGCGCGUCAUAGGCAUGGCUGGCAGAUCCUAAUGGGGGUCCGGAGGGUGCCGAAAACAUCAGAGCCUUGCUAGCCGAGGCCCAAAAAAUCGCUGACCUGUGCGAAGACCCCCUCGAGAGAGAUGACAUCCUGAGAUCCAUCAAUGAGAUUGCAGGGCUCACCGCACGACUAGUGGAGCUACGCAAGCGGUACGUAAUUUUUGUUUGUAACUGUUGUUGUCUGUUUUUUCGAGCGUGUAACUUGUGUCUGUUUGCAGGCCAUACCGUGGGUAACUGUUGUCAUCUGUGUGAUUGUCAGUUUGUCUGUUUUUGGCACAUGCCUACCUGAGAGCCCUGUAUGGCUGGGUCUGUCUGCCCAUUAGCAGGUUCAACACAUGCGGACACAUGUGCACACAAACAAACACACACACGCCAUCUUUACUUUGUGAUGGUUUGGAGACGGUCCAGAUGAUGUUCCUCGACCAUGAGACACUUGCAUUCAGUCUGCAUGGUCAAUGCAGCACAUGUGACAAUGUUGAUGACAACGAUGCUGUUUUCACUUUGCUUCUUAAUAUAAAUCCACCUGCGUUCUAUAAUUACACUUUGUUUGUGUUUCUUACAUCUGCAAACAGCUAGUUUGUCUAUUCUUAGCAAGUUGGGCCUAAACCUUGUUAGCAGUUAAUGCUAAUCGCUAGUUAACUGGCUAGCUAGCUAAUAAAUGUCAGUGGUGGAAAAUGUACCCAAUUGUCAUACAUGAGUAAAAGUAAAGAUACCUUAAUAGAAAAGGACUCAAGUAAAAGUGAAAGUCACCCAAUAAAAUCCUACUUGAGUAAAAAUCUAAAAGUAUUUGGUUUUAAAUAUACUUAAGUAUCAAAAGUAAAUGUAAUUGCUAAAAUAUACUUAAGUAUCAAAAGUAAAAGUAUAAAUAAUUUCAAAUUCCUUAUAUUAAGCAAACCAGACGGCACCAUUUUCUUGUUUUUAUUUAUUUAUGGAUAGCCAGGGGUAAGCUCCAACACUCAGACAUAAUUUACAAACGAAGCAUGUGUUUAGUGAGUCCGCCAGAUCAGAGGCAGUAGGGAUGACCAGGGAUGUUCUCUUGAUAAGUGUGUGAAUUAGACCAUUUUCCUGUCCUGCAUUCAAAAUUUACUUUUGGGUGUCAGGAAAAUGUAUGGAGUAAAAAGUACAUAAUUUUCUUUAGGAAUGUAGUAAAGUAAAAGUUGUCAAAAAUAUAAAUAGUAAGUAUAGUACAGAUACCCAAAAAAACGACUUAAGUAGUACUUUCAAGUAUUUUUAGUUAAGUACUUUACACCACUGAUAAAUGUACUCAGUCAGAGCAAACAUAACUAGCUAAACAGCCUGAUAAUACCAGUGAUGGUGUAGACCUAAAUCAGCAUGUUGUUUGUGCAUCAGUAUCAAAAAUCAAAGAGGAAUACGCAAAGCAUAAAUAUGUUAGCUACAUGAAGUAGCUAAGAGAAAACAUUCAAUGUAGCCAAAGAUUAUAGGGUCCCCUAGGAAACACUUUUCAACACUUUGGUUCCUACCCUGUCACAAUAACUCCUCCCUGGCAUUUUCAUUCGUUGUCAUGUCAAACAACACUAUUAUAUUAUAUUCUAACUAUAGAAUUAGAAUAAUCAUUCUAUUUCCAUGAUUCCAACAGUUCACCCAAGUGUUUUGAUCUAAAUCGCAAGUCAAAUCGCAAUUGCAACAUUUGGUUAAAAAUAAGGCUUAGGUUGUUUGCCCAUAUCGUGCAACCCUACGUGGCAGUGUGGAAAUUUUCUCAAAUUAGAGCAGGAAAUGCAGAAAUUUAUGAAAAUGCUGAAAUUUUUUUUAGUUGAAGUUGAAUUUAACAGUGUAAAACAAUCAGAAACAACCCAUUUGAAAUCACUUAGAAUGUAUGUGUUGCCACCCUAGGGUCACGCAUGACUCAUAAAGAAAAUUUAGAACUUUUAUUAAUCAAAAACAUAAAAUACCGUCAAAUACUGUGACACCGUCCCAUUUUUUAAAAAUACCAUGAUUUUAUAUUUUGGCCAUAUCGCCCAGCCCUACUUCUAGCUAUCGUUACCUCGAUAGUCUCCCGUUACUCCCGUGUCUCGUCUGACUUCCCUGUCGAAUAGCAGCGUGUGGUGUUGCUAACUAGCCUCCUCCCCGGUAAUUCCAUCUGUUUUCGUCUGUCCAGUCAAAAUUAUAUUUUCCAGUGUACAGACCAAGGGGGAGAGAAAGCGGCGCAAGCCUAGCAAGGCUCGCCCCGGCAAUUGCAGCCACUACAUGUCUCAGUCUGACUCCCAUCAGCUCUGUUCUACUUGCCUUGGCGUAGACCACACUUUGGCGGCUCUCGUGGACCCUGCUAGCUGUGCACAUUGCGCUAAGCUGGGCUCCGGUGUCAUCAAACGUAGAGCAUGGUACAUGGAAAGUAUUGCCCAGGCCUCGUUCUUGCUCGAGGUAGACUUAGUUUCAGGAGUUCAAGCAGCGCCCCCUCUGACCAGGAAGUGGAUUACAUCCCUGAGGGAGAGUUGCUCUGCUCAGCUUAGAGGUAGGGCAGGAGUCAAUGACUGAUCUCCCCUUCUUCAAGGCAAUCAGACGCGCUGCCACCAAAUUUGAGGUUGGGUACCAAGAAGACUAAGAUGGCUGGAAUCACCCCUUAGGGUAAUUCCACAUCCGUCUACAAUGUGUACCAGCCUUCCCAGACUGUGUGUCGUUGGUGGAGUCUUCCUGGGCGGAGCCACAUAAGUCACCUUCUCUGGUGACUGGCUACCAACACUUGGAUAUUUAUGGCAUGGAGUCGUUGGGAUGGUUCAGCCCUCCUCCCAUGGAGCCUUCCCUGGCUGAACACCUCGACCCAAGGCUCCUUUGACCUUGAUAACCAGAGUCUCGUCGGGAGUCCUGCGUCAGGUCACUCAAGGUCACUCAAGACCCAUAAGUCCCCGUUGGGACAGGUCAACACCACUGUUCCCCCAGUUCAGCUCUCUAAUAAAGAGUUCCAAUCACAUCCAGGCCCACGGGUCGAGGGUGAUGGUUCAGAAUGUUCCCAUUCAAAACAAUCAACCUCUCGAGGGCUACCUUGUCCAGCCACCAGGCCUGGUAGGUUCCCCGUUCCGUCCACGGGACAGGUUGCCCAUAUGCGCAGUCGCUCCAGUGGGGUGGCCGCCACAGGGUUCCCCGUUUCCCCCCGGGAACAGAUUAGUUCCCUUGCUCCUCACAGGGAGCAGGAGCAUGCGUGUGCAGUCUCCCCCUGGGUCCUACACACCGUAGGCCAGAGGUACAGACUACAUGAAAAUAGUGCAGCAAGCAGCUUGGUGAGAAGGUGACAACAGUUGGUGCGAUUAUUCGCAAAUGGAAGAAACACAAAAGAACUGUCAAUCUCCUUCAGCCUGGGGCUCCAUGCAAGAUCUCACCUCGUGGAGUUGCAAUGAUCAUGAGAACGGUGAGGAAUCAGCCCAGAACUACACGGGAGGAUCUUGUCAAUGAUACAAGGCAGCUGGGACCAUAGUCACCAAGAAAACAAUUGGUAACACACUACGCCGUGAAGGACUGAAAUCCUGCAGCGCCCGCAAGGUCCCCCUGCUCAAGAAAGCACAUAUACAGGCCCGUCUGAAGUUUGCCAAUGAAGAUCUGAAUGAUUCAGAGGAGAACUGGGUGAAAGUGUUGUGGUCAGAUGAGACCAAAAUGGAGCUCUUUGGCAUAAACUCAACUCGCCGUGUUUGGAGGAGGAGAAAUGCUGCCUAUGACCCCAAGAACACCAUCCCCACCGUCAAACAUGGAGGUGGAAACAUUAUGCUUUGGGGGUGUUUUUCUGCUAAGGGGACAGGACAACUUCACCGCAUCAAAGGGACGAUGGACGGGGCCAUGUACCGUCAAAUCUUGGGUGAGAACCUCCUUCCCUCAGCCAGGGCAUUGAAAAUGGGUCGUGGAUGGGUAUUCCAGCAUGACAAUGACCCAAAACACACGGCCAAGGCAACAAAGAGUGGCUCAAGAAGAAGCACAUUAAGGUCCUGGAGUGGCCUAGCCAGUCUCCAAACCUUAAUCCCAUAGAAAAUCUGUGGAGGGAGCUGAAGGUUCGAGUUGCCAAACGUCAGGCUCGAAACCUUAAUGACUUGGAGAAGAUCUGCAAAGAGGAGUGGGACAAAAUCCCUCCUGAGAUGUGUGCAAACCUGGUGGCCAACUACAAGAAACGUCUGACCGCUGUGAUUGCCAACAAGGGUUUUGCCACCAAGUACUAAGUCAUGUUUUGCAGAGGGGUCAAAUACUUAUUUCCCUCAUUAAAAUGCAAAUCAAUUGAUAACAUUUUUGACAUGCAUUUUUCUGGAUUUUUUUGUUGUUAUUCUGUCUCUCACUGUUCAAAUAAACCUACCAUUAAAAUUAUAGACUGAUCAUGUCUUUGUCAGUGGGCAAACGUACAAAAUCAGCAGGGGAUCAAAUACUUUUUUCCCUCACUGUAGCCUACAAGCCAUUUUUAAAAGUCUAAUAAAUCCAUGUAAUAUAGCCUACACCUUCACAAUAAAUCCAUUAUUUAUUUUAGACAGGUCUAAAGAAGCAUUAUAUGAAGAAAAUUUAAUCUAUUUCAGAAGAAAAGAAUAGCAUACUCUGAGUUGUCCUUAUGUUAGGUCCUGAUGUGGCUAUGCCAAAUGGCUGUGGGCUACACACCAAACGGUUUGAGGGAGUGCUCACAUGCGGCUAUUCUGUGUUGAGCGGUUAAAAAUAAAAAUUAAUAAAUAUGCCAUUUAGCAGACGCUUUUAUCCAAAGCGACUUACAGUUAUGCGUGCAUACAUUUUUUUGUGUAUGGGUGGUCCCGGGAUCGAACCCACUACCUUGGCGUUACAAGCGCCGUGCUCUACCAGCUGCUCUACCAGCUGAGCUACAGAGGUUAACAAAGAAAUAGGUACUCCUAUAUGCUUAAUUUAGAGUUAUUAAUGUAACUUUGUUCUACAAACGUUGGGCUAUAUGUUUAGAUUUUUAAUACAUUGUAAGGCUGCAUGAUGAGACUAAUGAUGAUUUGAAAAAAGUUGCAUGAAAGGCAUGAGCUCUGCUUUGUUUUUUGCGCAGGCUGUACACACUCCAAUAGUCUCUCAUUCACAAUUUGACAAGCACUUGAUAAUGCCUUGAAUAUCACAGCGGCAUCCCCUUUGUGGCCGUAAGGCACCCUAAAAAAAUCCAUGCCUUUUGUGACCCGGAGUGCUGCAUUGUGCCCUUCUCCCUGAGUGUGCUGUGCAAUCCGAAGCGUCUCUCACUCACACAGCUCUCCGUCAAGUGAUCGACUCUUUCUCACAGGCUACAAGUUAAGACAUCGGGACGCGACUGCGCACGUCCUUAUCCAAUUCCGAGGUGCAUAUUGAAGAUAUUGGAAGAACUGUCCACAUUUACUUUUCGUCAGCCAACAAGAUGAGUAGGUCUAACGAACAGCAAAAGCAUUAGCCUAUGUCAAUCUGCUAUCCCCCAUAGUACAAAAGUCGACCUAUUCUGUGCGAGAAAUAAAUAUUCCAAACAUAGUCUGGGACAGUUGUGGGAUGCGAUAGAUCCCAAAUUAAUACAACCACUAGCAUCAAAAAACCUUUUUUACGCAAUGUCGCUGACGCAACAGAUCAGAACAUUUAGCUUAAAAUGUUGAUAAAGUAUUAGGCUAUUUCUUCACAUUAUAAGCGCAGCAAUGCGCACAUGGUAGUAGGCUAUAAGCGCGAAUGUUCCAUAAGCAGAAAACUCCAUUAUCAAAAGUGACAGCAAAUGCAAUUAUGCAUGAAAUGCUUCUAUUAUAAAGGUGCAAAUUAUCUUCCCCAAACUUAAACUCAUGCGCUGCUUAUGUAUGCCAGUUAGGCUCUACACCCCUUGUAAAGCGGAUUAAUGUGCUUCAUUUUAAGAAGUUAUUUGGCCACUUUAGUUGUGAUACAAACCUUAUCAAAACAUAUAGGCAUAUGGCUUAGGCUACAUGAGGUGUGCGACUAUGAUUCGAACAAGUCGCAAAAAAAAGGCAUUGUUUCUUAUGCUGGGCAUCAUUCACAAGUGAUAAUAUAUAAUUCACAAGUGAUAGGCUAAUAUUGUCACCCCAUCAGACUAUUCUUGAUUGAAUCUUGUCAUUACAUAUGCUAAAUAAUAUAUGUGUGACAUUUGUUUUGAUUUAGAAUGGACCAUUAUCAUGCACCUGUAUCGAAACGGGCAGUGGGAAAAAAUACAUGUCAUCUAUGCACUUAAAUAGGGAAUGGAGGACGCUUUUCCCCGUGGUUUAUUUUCAUGCCAGCUAGGUAGGCUAUACUCCUGCUGUAAAUAUAACCAAUGUGCUUAAUAUUUGCUUAAUAUUAGGAAAGUUGAGAAAUAAAUAUAGUAGGCCUAGCCUAUAGAAAGCUGAUGGGAUCCUCCUCUUUUUAUUAGCAGCCAUCACUCUAUUUUCUCCCACAAUUGCAUAGCCUAUAGAAAUGUUGCGCAACAUGAGCUCAUGGUCUCUCAUGAAGUGUUUGAUUAGAUUUUCGAAUACAUUUGCAUUGAUGUCAGAGUGAUUAGAGGGACAAUAGAGUGCGGAGUACCAGGCAGUUAGCAAGUUUGGUAGGCUACUAAUGACCAGCAGCAGCAUUAGAGCUUGUAGAAGCCUAAUUACUGUGACUAAAUGGUCAUGUGGAAUUUGACUGCCUUCAUGACUCGGUGACCGCGGUAAUAUGGUCACCGCAACAGCCCUAAUCACAACAUACCUCUGGGCGUAGACACGCUGGCCCACUACCUGUCAGACGUGCUUCUGUACGCCUUCCCUCCCGUGGGCCUGAUCCUGCUAUGUAGGACUAGGUGAGACGAUGAUCGGGGCUCACCCCUUUCGUUUGUCGUUUUAUUUAGGGAGCGCACUGUCUUAUAAGAUGGCCCUCUUGCUCGCCUUGGCCACUGCCAGGCACGUUAGCGACCUUCAUGCGCUCUCGGUUCAUCCUUCAUGCACUUACGAUAUGUCCUAACGCCGCGUUCGUUCCUUAAGUCAUUUCCAUGACUCAUAGUAGCCUAGUCAAGCCACUGAUAUCUCUUUAUCUGAGAUUUAUGUGGUGGCUAGUUGGGCUUCCCAUCACACCUUUGUGAGGUUCUAUAAUCUGGAAGUCACUGCGUUAUCCCUGGCACACACAGUCCUUGGCGCUAGAGCUGAGUAGGAUGGAUCAGGUACACUGCCACAACACAGGCUUCUCAGGAAACGGGCUAAUGGCAAUUGGGGCGUUUUGCAAGUGUCUCAUAGUGAGAUGUCGAACCGAGUCGACUGAAAGAGUACUAUGGGUUAUGGUAUGUAACCCCGGUUCUCUGAAGGAACAUCUCACCAGAUUGCCCUUCUUGCAUGACUUGUGUAAGUGGCAGUUAGUUGAAUAAGGAAACCAGAGCAUUGCGGGUGCUAUAUAUAUACGCAGGGCUUACACCCACAAAGCUCUGAUUGGCCUGUUAGGCGUGAUUUAAUAAGGUUUCAGCGAAUAGGACACGAGGAGGCAUGUCCCAUAGUGAGACGUCUCCCUCAUCUCCUUCAGAGAACCAGGUUUACAUACUGUAACCCAUCGUUUUUAAUGAACCAAACUGAACUUCUGAUUCUUUGGUAUUUUUCCUCCUUGAUUUAUUGAUGUUGUGUGUGCAGAAUAACCCUUACCCUUCGGGAUGGAACACCUUCAGUCGACAAUAAUGACUUGUUAAAUCUCUACCUGGUACAGCCAAAGGAGGAUGAGCCUGGUGCCUCUAUAGGUUUCUUCCUUCUAUGUAGUUUUUCCUUGCCACUGUGCUUCUGCUAGCUCUUUGUGGUCUAGGAUGGGUUACUGUAAAGCACCUUGUGACAAAUAUAAAUAUAUGUGACUGAUUGGUUGAUAUCUCUCUUUCUCGCCCCAUCCUCUCUUUUCUCCCCCCUCACUCUUUCGCUUUGUCUCUGUCUCUGUUUCUCUCCUCUAUCUCUCCCUCUCUCCCCUGCCCACACUCUCUCUCUUUGUCUCUCUGUUUCUCUCCCCCCUCACCUCUCCCUGUAUCUCAGGGGUAAAGGGGACAGUCCGGAGGCGCGUGUGCUAAGUAAACAGAUCGGAGCAGCUCUCCUGACCCUGCAGGCUAAGACCAACAGAGCGGUGGCCAACAUGAGACCUGCCAAACCAGCCAUCACUCUGCAGGGCAAGAUGGAGCAGGCCCUACGCUGGGUCAACAACCCUGGACAGAAUGACAGGGGUGUGGGUGAGUGAGGGAGAAGGGGAUGGGAAGAGGGGAGGAGGGGCGAGGAAAGGAGAGGAUAAUAGUCUUUACAAUACAGUGUCCAUCUUUUACAAUGGAGAUGUUUAUUUUGCAUACCCCUAUGUGCAUGUGUAUGUGUUUAUGGUGUACUCUGUUCUGCCAUGCUGCCGUCUGAGUGCAGUGUGUGAGCGGCCACAGCACAACACAGGUAACUGCUUUUACAGAGAACUGAACCAUAAAGCUGUUGUGCUGUACAGUGAGCUCCAAAAGUAUUGCGACAGAGACACAUUUUUUGUUGUUUUGGCUCUGUACUCCAGCACUUCGGAUUUGAAAUUAUACAAUGACUAUGAGGUUAAAGAGCAGACUGUCAGCUUUAAUCUGAAAGUAAUUUCAUCCAUAUUGAGUGAACUGUUUAGAUAUUACAGUACAUUUUGUACAUAGUCCCCCCAUUUUAGGGGACCAAAAGUAUUGGGACAUACCUUUGACUACAAUGACUACAUCAAGCUUGUGACUCUACACAUUUGUUGGAUGUAUUUGCUGUUUGUUUUGUUUGUGUUUCAGAUUAUUUUGUGCCCAAUAGAAAUGAAUGGUAAAUAAUGUAUUGUGUCAUUUUGGAGUCACUUGUAUUGUAAAUAAGAAUAUAAUGUGUUUCUCAACACUUCUACAUUAAUGAUUACAGAUAAUCCUGAAUGAAUCGUGAAUAAUGAUGAGUGAGAAAGUUACAGAUGCACAAAUGUUGGGCACAAAAUAAUCUCAAACACAACCAAAACAAACAGCAAAAGCAUCCAACAAAUUUGUAGAGUUACAAGCAUUCUUUAAUACACAUACAGUAUAAGUAAUACUUUUGGUCCCCUAAAAUGGGGGGACUAUGUACAAAAAGUGCUGUAAUCUCUAAACGGUUCAACCGAUAUGGAUGAAACCCUCAAAUUAAAGCUGGCAGUCUGCACUUUAACCUGAACGUCACUGCAUCAUUUCAAAUCCAAAGUGCUGGAGUAGAGAGCCAAAACACCGUAGCAAAAUGUUUUGCAAUGGGAAAUGUUUUGCAACGAAGUCUAUAAAGUCCAGUGUGUUAAACAUGCAUUACUCUACCCACCCUCAAGGUCAGGCAGCAAUCCGGGGCUUGGUAUCGGAGGGCCGCCGGUUGGCUGGAGGGCUGGGGGGGCCGUACCGGCAGGAUAUGAUUGUCCGCUGCGAUCGCAACGAGGCGCUGAUGACAUCACUGGCUGACAUAGCGGGGAGGGGAGAGGCCGAAGCCCCCCAGGCUAAAGCUACUGCUUCACAACUACAAGAAAGUCUGAAGGUAACACACACACACAGUGAUGGGCAAAGAUACAGGUACAGUGCCUUGCAAAAGUAUUCAUCCCCCUUGGUGUAUUUCCUAUUUUGUUGCAUUACAACCUGUAAUUUAAAUAUAUUUUUAUUUGGAUUUCAUGUAAUGGACAUACACAAAAUAGUCAAAAUUGGUGAAGUGAAAUGAAAAAAAUAACUUGUUUCAAAAAAAUAAAAUAACGGAAAAGUGGUGCGUGCAUAUGUAUUCACCCCCUUUGCUCUGAAACCCCUAAAUAAGAUCUGGUGCAACCAAUUACCUUCAGAAGUCACAUAAUUAGUUAAAUAAAGUCCACCUGUGUGCAAUCUAAGUGUCACAUGAUCUGUCACAUGAUCUCAGUGUAUAUAUACACCUGAAAUGCCCCUGAGUCUGCAACACCACAAAGCAAGGGGCAUCACCAAGCAAGCGGCACCAUGAAGACCAAAGAGCUCUCCAAACAGGUCAGGGACAAAGUUGUGGAGAAGUACAGAUCAGGGUUGGGUUAUAAAAAAAUAUCUGAAACUUUGAACAUCCCAUGGAGCACCAUUCAAUCCAUUAUUAAAAAAUUGAAAGAAUAUGGCACCACAACAAACCUGCCAAGAGAGGGCCGCCCACCAAAACUCACGGACCAGGCAAGGAGGGCAUUAAUCAGAGAGGCAACAAAGAGACCAACGAUAACCCUGAAGGAGCUGCAAAGCUCCACAGCGGAGAUUGGAGUAUCUGUCCAUAGGACCACUUUAAGCCGUACACUCCACAGAGCUGGGCUUUACGGAAGAGUGGCCAGAAAAAAGCCAUUGCUUAAAGAAAAAAAUAAGCAAACACGUUUGGUCUUCGCCAAAAGGCAUGUGGGAGACUCCCCAAACAUAUGGAAGAAGGUACUCUGGUCAGAUGAGACUAAAAUUGAGCUUUUUGGCCAUCAAGGAAAACGCUAUGUCUGGUGCAAACCCAACACCUCUCAUCACCCCGAGAACACCAUCCCCACAGUGAAGCAUGGUGGUGGCAGCAUCAUGCUGUGGGGAUGUUUUUCAUUGGCAGGGACUGGGAACCUGGUCAGAAUUGAAGGAAUGAUGGAUGGUGCUAAAUAUAGGGAAAUCCUUGAGGGAAACCUGUUUCAGUCUUCCAGAGAUUUGAGACUGGGACGGAGGUUCACCUUCCAGCAGGACAAUGACCCUAAGCAUACUGCUAAAGCAACACUUGAGUGGUUUAAGGGGAAACAUUUAAAUGUCUUGGAAUGGCCUAGUCAAAGCCCAGACCUCAAUCCAAUUGAGAAUCUGUGGUAUGACUUAAAGAUUGCUGUACACCAGCGGAACCCAUCCAACUUGAAGGAGCUGGAGCAGUUUUGCCUUGAAGAAUGGGCAAAAAUCCCAGUGGCUAGAUGUGCCAAGCUUAUAGAGACAUACCCCAAGAGACUUGCAGCUGUAAUUUCUGCAAAAGGUGGCUCUACAAAGUAUUGACUUUGGGUGAAUAGUUAUGCAUGCUCAAGUUUUCAGUUUUUUUGUCUUUCUUGUUUGUUUCACAAUAAAACAUAUUUUGCAUCUUCAAAGUGGUAGGCAUGUUGUGUAAAUCAAAUGAUACAACCCCCCCCCCCCCCCCCCAAAAAAAAAAAAUCCAUUUUAAAUACAUUCGCAAGCCACUGUAACUUCCAAAAUAAAGGAAACACUUGAGUAAAUGAGGGAUACAAAGUACAUUGAAAGCAGGUGCUUCCACACAGGUGUGGUUCCUGAGUUAAUGAAGCAAUUAACAUCCCAUCAUGCCUAGGGUCAUGUAUAAAAUGCUCAGUUGCCCAUUAUGUUGGCUACCAUGGCUAGAAGAAGAGAUCUCAGUGACUUUGAAAGAGGAGUCUCAAAGGAGCAUAGUGUGUUUUAAAGUGUUUGUUUGUGUGUGUGUGUGUGUGUGGGUGUGUGUCUCAGUCACCAGAUCCCAAACCAAUUGAACACUUAUGGGAGAUUCUGGAGCGGCACUUGAGACAGCUUUUUCCACCACAAUCAACAAAACACCAAAUUAUUGCAUUUCUUGUGGAAGAAUGGUGUUGCAUCCCUCCAAUAGAGGUCCAGACAAGGCACAUUGAAGCUGUUCUAGCGGCGGCCCAACGCCCUAUUAACAUGCUGACCACACCGCCCGCAUGUUAUUCAAUCAUUGCUUGUGCGCGUCAACAAGCGUCUGCAUAGCCAGGCGCUAAAAUAGAAGUUGGUUCUAUUUGUGACGCUUGACACGCUGCAAGUCCUGCCUCUCCCAUCUCCUCAUUGGUUUUUAGGAGCAUAUACCCACGUGGGUGAUUGAAAGAUGAAUUGAGGUCCACACUCCAGUCCAGAGUGUGGUGGUAAUGCACCUUAAAGUUGGUUGCCAACCGCCAUAUAAAGUCCAAAGAAGAAGAAGAAGCCUGAAGAGGAGAGAUUACUAGAAACAAACUAUUUUAUCUGUGGAUUUAUUGUAGGAGUAGAGGACCUUGUGCAUUUCAGGUAAAAUAACAACCCAAUGUUUAUAUCCCAGGACAAAUUAGCGAGCAACAGCAAGCUAGCUAGCUAAAUUGCCAUAAAUGUUAAAUGCUUUUCGACCUGUCCCCAAAUUAAAAUAGUUGGUUCAGAGUUUGUUUUGAUAUUUCAACCUCCGUGUCCUGAUCGCGUCUGGUAUGGGUGGACAAAAUCAACACGUGAGCGGUGUGGUCAGACACUUUAUGUUGGUGUUUCCUUUAUUUUGGCUAUAGUGGCGCCGGAGGAGAUGGCUGCCGUUUUACGGGCUCCUAACCAAUUGUGCUAUUGUGUGUGUUUUUUUGCAUUAUUUGUAACUUAUUUUGUACAUAAUGUUUCGGCCACCGUCUCUUAUGACUGAAAAGAGCUUCUGGAUAUCAGGACAGAGAUUACUCACCUCGUACUGGAUGAAGAUUUUUUCUUUAACCAGUCGGACGAGAAGGAUUUACUUCAGACACCCGACAAGGCCCAAAUCCCGUCAUUCGCAGGAGAAAGAGACAGAGAUAUCGGGGACAUAGGUCGGGGUGCCUUGUAAGGAUCCUACGGCGAGUGGGUAAUCUGCCUCUAGCAUCAGUCCUAUUAGCCAACGUAAUAUCAUUGGAUAACAAAAUAGACAAGCUACGAUCACGAAUAUCCUACCAACGGGACAUUAAAAACGGUAAUAUCUUAUGUUUCAUCGAGUCGUGGCUGAACGACGACAUGGAUAACAAUCAGCUGGCGGGGUUUACGCUGCAUCGGCAAGAUUGAACAGUGGCCUCUGGUAAGACAUGGGGUGGCGGUCUGUGUAUAUUUGUAAACAACUGCUGGUGCACGAAAUCUAAUAUCAAGGAAGCCUCGAGGUUUUGCUCGCCUGAGGUAGAGUAUCUCAUGAUAAGCUGUAGACCAAACUAUUUACCUAGAGAGUUUUCAUCAAUAUUUUUCGUAGCUGUCUAUUUACCACCACAAACCGAUGCUGGCACUAAGACCGCACUCAAUGAGCUGUAUAAGGCCAUAAGCAAACAGGAAAACGCUCAUCCAGAGGCGGCGCUCCUAGUUGCCGGGGACUUUAAUGCAGGGAAACGUGUUACCAGCAUGUUAAAUGUGCAACCAGAGGAAAGAAAACUCUAGAUCACCUUUACUCUACACACAGAGAUGCGUACAAAGCUCUCCCUCGCCUGACCAUAAUUCUAUCCUCCUGAUUCCUGCUUACAAGCAAAAACUAAAGCAGGAAGCACCAGUGACUCGGUCAAUAAGGGAGUGGUCAGAUGACGCAGAUGCGAAGCUACAGGACUGUUUUGCUAGCACAGACUGGAAUAUGUUCCGGGAUUAUUCCGAUGGCAUUGAGGAGUACACCACAUCAGUCACUGGCUUCAUCAAUAAGUGUAUCGAUGACGUCAUCCCCACAGUGUCCAUACGUACCCCAACCAGAAGCCAUGGAUUACAGGCAACAUCCGCACUGAGAUCAUCAGCUGUUCCGGGUUUACUGUGUGAUCACGCUCUCUGUAGCCGAUGUGAGUAAGACCUUUAAACAGGUCAACAUUCACAAGGCCGCAGGGCCAGACGGAUUACCAGGACGUGUACUCCGAGCAUGCGCUGACCAACUGGCAAGUGUCUUCACUGACAUUUUCAACCUGUCCCUGACUGAGUCUGUAAUACCAACAUGUUUCAAGCAGACCACCAUAGUCCCUGUGCCCAAGAACACUAAGGUAACCUGCCUAAAUGACUACAGACCCGUAGCACUCAUGUCUAUAGCCAUGAAGUGCUUUGAAAGGCUGGUCAUGGCUCACAUCAAAACCAUUAUCCCAGAAACCCUAGACCCACUCCAAUUUGCAUACCGACCCAACAGAUCCACAGAUGAUGCAAUCUCUAUUGCACUCCACACUGCCUUUUCCCACCUGGACAAAAGGAACACCUACAUGAGAAUGCUAUUCACUGACUACAGCUCAGCGUUCAAAACCAUAGUGCCCUUAAAGCUCAUCACUAAGCUAAGGACCCUGGGACUAAACACCUCCCUCUGCAACUGGAUCCUGAAAAUCCUGACAGGCCGCCCCCAGGCAGUAAGUGUAGGUAAGAACACAUCUGCCACGCUGAUCCUCAACAUGGGGGCCCCUCAGGGGUGCGUGCUCAGUUCCCUCCUGUACUCCCUGUUCACCCAUGACUGCAUGGCCAGGUACGACUCCAACACCAUCAUUAAGUUUGCAGACGACACAACAGUGGUAGGCCUGAUCAUUGAGAACAGUGAGACAGCCUAUAGGGAGGAGGUCAGAGACCUGGCCGUGUGGUGCCAGGAUAACAACCUCUCUCUCAACGUGAUCAAGACAAAGGAGAUGAUUGUGGACUACAGGAAAAGGAGGACUGAGUACGCCCCCAUUCUCAUCAACGGGCUGUAGUGGAGCAGGUUGAGAGCUUCAAGUUCCUUGGUGUGCACAUCACCAAUAAACUAUCAUGGUCCAAACACACCAAGACAGUCGUGAAGAGGGCACGACAAAGCCUAUUCCCCUUCAGGAGACUGAAAAGAUUUGGCAUGUGUCCUCAGAUCCUCAAAAAGUUCUACAGCUGCACCAUCGAGAGCAUCCUGACUGGUUGCAUCACUGCCUGGUAUGGCAACUGCUCGGCCUCCAACCACAAGUCACUACAGAGGGUAGUGCGUACGGCCCAGUACAUCACUGGGGUCAAGCUUCCUGCCAUCCAGGACCUCUAUACCAGGAGGUGUCAGAGGAAGGCCCUAAAAAUUGUCAAAGACUCCAGCCAUCCUAGUCAUAGACUGUUCUCUCUGCUACCGCAUGGCAAGCGGUACCGGAGCGCCAAGUCUAGGUCCAAAAGGCUGCUUAACAGCUUCUACCUCCAAGCCAUAAGACUCCUGAACAGCUAAUCAAAUGGCUACCCAGACUAUUUGCAUUGCCCCCUCCCUCCUCUUUUACGCUGCUGCUACUCUCUGUUUAUUAUCUAUGCAUAGUCACUUUAACUCUACGUACAUAUUACCUCAAUUACCUCAACUAACCUGUGCCCCCACACAUUGAAUCUGUAUAUAGCCUCGCUACUGUUAUUUUACUGCUGCUUUUUAAUUAUUUGUUGUUGUUAUUAUUAUUAUUAUUAUUAUUAUUAUUAUUAUUAUUAUUAUUUAACACUUCUUUUUCUUAAAACUGCAUUGUUGGUUAAGGGCUUGUAAGUAAGCAUUUUACUGUAAGGUGUAUUGCGCAUGUGACAAAUAAGAUUUGAUUUGAUUAACAUGUAUCUUGUUACAAAAUACCAAAUACCCUGAUGUAUCAAAAUAAACUACAACACUGGUGCCAAAACAUUUAUUUAAUUAAAAUAUGUGUAUUUUGUAUUUUCAAAAUACAGAAAAUACAUUUGCCUCCUUAAAUGAAUUAUAAAACAUUUACAUUACUUAUGACCCUUGGCUAACACCAAUAGCCCAGACAAUUGGCACAGUUCAUAGUGUUAGUCUUCAGAGCUUUGUGGCCCCCUAAUACUCCAAAUUUGCAGCAUUGGUGUCAGAAAUUCGAUACUGUGCAAGAAACUCAAGGCAUGGAACUCACUUCCCGAAUGAGAGUGAGUGUACUGAUAGUGUGGCAUAGGCAAUAACAUAGUGCUUUUGCUUUCAAAGUCAAAUUCACUUUCCCCUUUUGGACCAAAUUCACUGCAUUACUCUCACUCUGGAAGUGUAUCCUUGUGCUUCAACUUUCUUUCAAGCUCCUCCACGCAUCCACCAACCCCUCUCAUGGCCUCACACAAUAACGCCAUAAGACUUCUGAUACCAAGUCAGCAAAUUUGAGGUGAUAGGGUGCCACAAAAUUGUGAACUGCUUUUGAUAUUGUUAUUUUGAAAGUAUUUUGAGCAUUUUGAAAAUAAUAAAUAGGCUACCAUUCUCUGAAGUCUCUUGUUACAAAUUACAUGUUGAUUUUUUUCAGGCCAUUCAAAUACAAAUGACAAAAUAAUAAUUGAAAAAAAUAAUGUACUUUAAAUACAUGAAACAAAAAUACUGCCCAUCUCUGCACUUACACAUAUACCAUCUCUGCACUUACACAUAUACACAUAUACACAUAUACACAUAUACACACACACACACACACACACACACACACACACGUAUAACUUGAUCAAGGGCUCCUCCUGCUGGUCAAGAAUGACCUUGUUUUUAAAAAUUUCUGUCAUCAUUCUCUAUUUCUACAAAAGACAUAUAAAACAUGUACUGAUAUAAAUAUCCAUAAUGUAUGUCUGUCAGGACUUGAAGGGUCGUAUGCAGGAGGUGAUGACCCAGGAAGUAUCCGAUGUGUUCAGUGACACCACCACCCCCAUUAAACUACUGGCCGUGUCUGCGACUGCCCCCCCAGAGGCCCCGCACAGAGAGGAGGUACUGUCUGUCUGUCUUUCUGUCUGUUACAUAUACUGUCUGUCUGGCAGUAUAUUUCCUAUCUAUCUAUAACGUUGUGUUGCGUUACGGUCAGUGUUUGUUUAGGCUAAUUUGUGUGUGUGUGUUGCAGGUGUUUGAUGAGCGUGCUGGUAACUUUGAGGCCCAUGCGGGUCGCCUGGGCGCAACAGCGGAGAAGGCGGCGGCCGUGGGAUCAGCCAAUAAGAACACAGUUGAGGGAAUACAGGCUACUGUUAAACACACUAGAGAACUCACUCCACAGGUACAUGUGUGUGUCCCCAGCGACUUAGACUUUAGACAGACACAACAAUGAUGUUGAUUAUGAGUGUGUGUGUGUUUGUGUGUGUUCAGGUGACCUCCGCAGCUCGCAUCCUGUUGAAGAACCCAGGUAACCAGGCGGGCUACGAACACUUUGACACCAUGAAGAACCAGUGGAUCGACAAUGUAGAGAAACUCACUGGUAACACACACACACACACAUGCAUGCAUGCAUGCAUGCAUAUGCAACCACACACACACGCACGUGGACACACACCCAAAGGUUUCUGAAGGCUGUGUACUGUAUGUUUCACUCUUCCUCAUGCCUCUUUGUGUGUGUGUGUGUGUGUGUCUGCGUGCGUGCGUAUGUGUCUGUCUGUGUGCUUGCAUGCGUGUGUGUGCAGGUCUGGUGGAUGAAGCCAUAGACACCAAGUCUCUGCUGGAUGCGUCUGAGGAAGCAAUCAAGAAGGACAUCGAUAAGUGUCGUGUCGCCAUGGCGAAUGUACAACCGCAGAUGCUAGUUGCCGGGGCGACCAGCAUAGCUCGGCGAGCCAAUCGCGUACUACUGGUGGCGAAGAGAGAGGUGGAGAACUCAGAGGACCCAAGGUUCAGAAAAGCAGUGAAACGUGCAUCAGAUAUACUCAGCCACACUAUAUCACCUAUGGUUAUAGACGCUAAGGCUGUGGCCGGAAAUAUACAGGACCCAGGUACUUACACGCACGCACACAUGCACACAUAUAUGCCUUGUUUCUACCACUUGUAUGUACAGAAUUUGACUGUAAUUCAUGCCCCUACUUCUCCCACUCAGCCCUCCAGAAGGCCUUUUUAGAUUCUUGCCUCAGAAUUCUGGCUGCUGUUGGGAAGGUCAGAGAAGCCUUCAGCCCCCCGGAACCAGACUUCCCCCCUCCACCCCCAGACCUAGACAAGCUACACGUGAGUACAAACACACACACACAGACGCAGUGUUACACAGUUAGACUCUUGAACUGUUUCAGCAUCAGACAUUGAUAAUUAAAACAAGAAAAACAAUGCUUUCUGACUUCAUGCCUCAUCUCUCCGUCCAUCCAACAGUCUUUCUGUCUGUCCGUGUGUCUGUCUGUCCCCUCCAGGUGAGUGAUCAGGAGCAGGCCCCCCCUAAGCCCCCCCUACCAGAGGGAGAGGUGCCCCCACCCCGCCCCCCACCUCCAGAGGAGAAAGAGAGAGACCGAGAUGAAGACUUUCCAGAGCAGAAGGCAGGAGAGCUGCUCAGUGAGCCCAUGAUGGUGGCUGCUAGGCAACUACACGACGAGGCACGCAAGUGGUCCAGCAAGGUCAGCACACACACACACACACACACACUGUACAUACAUUCACUGCUCUAGUGUUAGGGUGCUAGCCAUUAGCUUUAGUGCAGCUGUAAGUAUGUGCUAGUGUGUGUGAGUGUGUGUUAGUGCUAGUGUUCAUGCAAUCAGCAUUCAUGCAUUUCCCAGACAGAAGUAGACCUACUGUAUAGGGUUUAGCUGUGCUAGUAGGCCCUACCAGUGGUAUUACUGUGGUAAUGCAGUCUUAGUACCAGUGGUAAUGUAAUCUUAUUACCAGUGGUAAUGUGAUUAUACAGGGUUUAGAACAGGGUUUUACUGCAACUACUGUAUUAUGCUCUACAGAGGAAGGGUUGGUUAUGACAAAUAGGAGACAUGUGGAGGGGUUGGGUAUGACAGAGGCGGUUCUCUGAUGUCCUGUGUGUCUCUACUCUGAGUUGUGCAAUAAAGGGAUUUCUCCAACACGUCUGUGUUGCUGAAAUAUGGAGAUCUGGGAGCUGAUUCAAAUUUCAGACGAAAACUGGAAACUGUCAUCUGAGAAAGGUGUCUGCAUGCUGUGUCUCCAAACUAACCUUCCAACAAGAGUAGGGUUGCAAAAUUCCCUUAACUUUCUGAUUUCGGGAAUCUUCCAAACAGGAUUUCUGGAAAACCUGGGAAUUUUGGGAAAGUUCCCGGAAUUUUUUAACCCUAAACAGGAGGACUAGAACAGAACAGUCUUACAGAGUCUGGACAAAAACACAAUUCUCGCUCCUCUGUUAGAGUCAAUAUUGGUUUGGAUUCUGUCAACUACACAACAUUGAAACAACUCUUCAAUACUUUUGUACCUGUCUGUACCUGUAUCUAAAUGAACACUGUAGCCCAGGCUGACUCCCUCUCUCCCUGCCACCCUGCCCCAGCUCUCCUCAUUGCUACCUGCCUAGCCCAACUCUUUCUUCCCCUCCUCUCUCCUCCCUGAUAGAACUGUCUGCCUCUUCUCCUCUCUCUCUUCUUUCCCUUCUCCCCCAGUGGUAGUAUCGCUUUUUUCCCUCCCUCCUCUCAUUCCUCCUCCUCCCCUGACUGUAGACUUCCUCUUGUCCUUCUCUCCAUCCAAUGCCUGUCAUACAAACGUCCUACUUUCUACAUGCUGCCUCCCCACCCCUCUUAUCCUCCCUAACCCAUCCUCUUCCCUCACCCCUAUCCCUCCUACUCCCCUCCCCUCCUCUCCCCACCCACCCCCAGCCUAAGGAAGAGGAGGGUGUAGAGGAGGUAGAUGAUGAAGACGAGUUUACUGACGGUGAGGAUGACUAUGAGCCAGAGCUGUUGAUGAUGCCGUCAAACGGCAAUGCCGUAAAUCAACCCAUCCUUGCCGCAGCCCAGUCACUUCAUCAGGAGGCACGCAAGUGGUCCAGCAAGGUAUAGGACACGCCCCCAAAGGCCCCUACUGGCCACUGCAUCCCCUCUGCACCCAGCUCUGCAUCCUGCUGUUGGAAAAGUCACAUACUGUUACUAUGGGAACAUGUAACUUACUGUUACUAUGGGAACUUGUAACUUAUUGGGACUAAGUUUUCAGAAAGGUGUAGACUACGUCCUGACUGCAUCCCAUCUGCACCGUUACUAUGGAAACCCUCUGCUCUGCAUCCUGCUGUAACCAUGGGGACAUCCAAUCAGCUGUGGCUGCUGCAUUACUCCUGGACACUUAGUUGACACACAGUUGUGUUUACAUUGUGUUGUUGAGGUCUUGAUGUUGUGUUGAGGUUAUGUUAAGGUUGCCUGUGAGGAUUGUUGUUGGAAUGGCACCUUUGUUGCACCUGCUGGAUAAACUGAUACUGGCUUCUCAAGUCCCUCCCUUGGGUAACUAAGUGGUUUAGAGGAGGAGCCAGUCGCUCUGACUCUGCCUCUGUCCAACCUGUGAAGCCAAGGAUCACAGUUUCUCAAUACUUUCUGGGUGAUGUAGUUUCUGGCUGCCUGCUGUUGGUAUGAUGACACUUCCUGCUUUGCCUGAUGAUAAAUAUUAACCUCCCCCUGACCAUCAUCACAUGGUAUAACCUAUCAGCGCUGAAUGUUUUACAGUGUUGUAAAACAUUCUAAAUAAAGCUCAAGAAAACGAUAUAACUUUUGGACUAAACUGUUUUCAUUACACAUGAUCGUCAACCAUUGAAGAUCAAUGUCUGAGAACAGAAAUGUAUGAAAGACUAUUAACACAGAGGCAUGGAGAAGUGGAACGUGAAACACUGAGUACAAGGAGUACCCCACCCAUCCACUAUACUAACCCCCUCUUUCCCAUUGUCCCUCCCCCCAAUCUCCCCCAUCACACUAACCCCUAUCUCCCCGUCCCCUUCCUCCACAGGGAAAUGACAUCAUAGCGGCGGCCAAGAGGAUGGCGUUGCUGAUGGCUGAGAUGUCCCGGUUGGUUCGCGGCGGUAGCGGUAACAAGCGGGCUAUGAUCCAGUGUGCUAAAGACAUUGCCAAAGCCUCGGAUGAGGUCACCAGGCUGGCCAAAGAGGUGGCCAAGCAGUGUACUGACCGACGCAUCAGAACCAACCUGCUGCAGGUACACAUACACACAUGCGCACGCACAUACAAACACGUGCCUGCACGCACACACACACACUCACUCAGGGGGUGUAACAUACUGUUUAUGUGUCCAGGUGUGUGAGCGUAUCCCCACCAUCAGUACUCAGCUGAAGAUCCUGUCAACAGUCAAAGCCACCAUGCUGGGACGAACCAACAUCAGUGAGGAGGAGUCUGAACAGGUGAGAAAGAGAAAAUUAAGAAAAAAAGACGAGUGAUAUGUACAGUAAAUUAUUGUAAAAACAUAUACAGUGCCUUCGGAAAGUGUUCAGACCCCUUUACUUUUUUCACAUAUUCUUACAUUACAGCCUUAUUCUAAUAUGGAUUUUAAAAAACAAACAAAUCUGCAGCAAUCUACACACAAUACCUCAUAAUGACAAAGCGAACACAGGUUUUUAGAAAUGUUUGCACAUUUAUUAAAAAUAAAAAACAGAAAUACCUUAUUUACAUAAGUAUUCAGACCCUUUGCUAUGAGACUCAAAAUUGAGCUCAGGUGGAUCCUGUUUCCAUUGAUCAUCCUUGAGAUGUUUCCACCUGUGGUAAAUUUAAUUGAUUGGACAUGAUUUGGAAAGGCACACACCUGUCUAUAUACAGUUGAAGUCGGAAGUUUACAUACACUUAGGUUGGAGUAAUUAAAACACGUUUUUCAACCACUCCACAAAUGUCUUGUUAACAAACUAUAGUUUUGGCAAGUCGGUUAGGACAUCUACUUUGUGCAUGACACAAGUAAUUUUUCCAACAAUUGUUUACAGACAGAUUAUUUCACUUAUAAUUCACUGUAUCACAAUUCCAGUGGGUCAGAAGUUUACAUACACUAAGUUGACUGUGCCUUUAAACAGCUUGGAAAAUUCCAGAAAAUGAUGUCAUGGCUUUAGAAGCUUCUGAUAGGCUAUUUGACAUCAUUUGAGUCAAUUGGAGGUGUACCUGUGGAUGUAUUUCAAGGCCUACCUUCAAACUCAGUGCCUCUUUGCUUGACAUCAUAGGAAAAUCAAAAGAAAUCAGCCAAAAUAAUUGUAGACCUCCACAAGUCUGGUUCAUCCUUGGGAGCAAUUUCCAAACUGUUUGGCCAUAAUGACCAUCGUUAUGUUUGGAGGAAAAAGGGGGGACUUGCAAGCCGAAGAACACCAUCCCAACCAUGAAGCACGGGGGUGGCAGCAUCAUGCUGUGGGGGUGCUUUGCUGCAGGAGGGACUGGUGCACUUCACAAAAUAGAUGUCAUCAUAAGGAAGGAAAAUUAUGUGGAUACAGUGAGGGGGAAAAAGUAUUUGAUAUCCUGCUGAUUUUGUAUGUUUGCCCACUGACAAAGAAAUGAUCAGUCUAUAAUUUUAAUGGUAGGUUUAUUUGAACAGUGAGAGACAGAAUAACAACAAAAAAAUCCAGAAAAACGCAUGUAAAAAAUGUUAUCAAUUGAUUUGCAUUUUAAUGAGGGAAAUAAGUAUUUGACCCCUCUGCAAAACAUGACUUAGUACUUGGUGGCAAAACCCUUGUUGGCAAUCACAGAGGUCAGACAUUUCUUGUAGUUGGCCACCAGGUUUGUACACAUCUCAGGAGGGAUUUUGUUCCACUCCUCUUUGCAGAUCUUCUCCAAGUCAUUAAGGUUUCGAGGCUGACGUUUGGCAACUCAAACCUUCAGCUCCCUCCACAGAUUUUCUAUGGGAUUAAGGUCUGGAGACUGGCUAAGCCACUCCAGGACCUUAAUGUUCUCCUUCUAGAGCCACUCCUUUGUUGCCUUGGCCGUGUGUUUUGGGUCAUUGUCAUGCUGGAAUACCCAUCCAUGACCCAUUUUCAAUGCCCUGGCUGAGGGAAGGAGGUUCUCACCCAAGAUUUGACGGUACAUGGCCCCGUCCAUCGUCCCUUUGAUGCGGUGAAGUUGUCCUGUCCCCUUAGCAGAAAAACACCCCCAAAGCAUAUUGUUUCCACCUCCAUGUUUGAUGGUGGGGAUGGUGUUCUUGGGGUCAUAGGCAGCAUUCCUCCUCCUCCAAACACGGCGAGUUGAGUUGAUGCCAAAGAGCUUGAUUUUGGUCUCAUCUGACCACAACACUUUCACCCAGUUCUCCUCUGAAUCAUUCAGAUGUUCAUUGGCAAACUUCAGACUGGCAUGUAUAUGUGCUUUCUUGAGCAGGGGGACCUUGCGGGCGCUGCAGGAUUUCAGUCCUUCACGGCAUAGUGUGUUACCAAUUGUUUUCUUGGUUACUAUGUUCCCAGCUGCCUUGAGAUCAUUGACAAGAUCCUCCCGUGUAGUUCUGGGCUGAUUCCUCACCGUUCUCAUGAUCAUUGCAACUCCACGAGGUGAGAUCUUGUAUGGAGCCCCAGGCCGAGGGAGAUUGACAGUCUUUUGUGUUUCUUCCAUUUGCGAAUAAUCGCACAAACUGUUGUCACCUUCUCACCAAGCUGCUUCGCGAUGGUCUUGUAGCCCAUUCCAGCCUUGUGUAGGUCUACAAUCUUGUCCCUGACAUCCUUGGAGACUCUUUGGUCUUGGCCAUGGUGGAGAGUUUGGAAUCUGAUUGAUUGAUUGCGUCUGUGGACAGGUGUCUUUUAUACAGGUAUCAAGCUGAGAUUAGGAGCACUCCCUUUAAGAGUGUGCUCCUAAUCUCAGCUUGUUACCUGUGUAAAAGACACCUGGGAGCCAGAAAUCUUUCUGAUUGAGAGGGGGUCAAAUACUUAUUUCCCUCAUUAAAAUGCAAAUCAAUUUAUAACAUUUUUGACAUGCGUUUUUCUGGAUUCUUUUGUUGUUAUUCUGUCUCUCACUGUUCAAAUAAACCUACCAUUAAAAUUAUAGACUGAUCAUUUCUUUGUCAGUGGGCAAACAUACAAAAUCAGCAGGGGAUCAAAUACUUUUUUCCCUCACUGUAUAUUGAAGCAACAUAUCAAGACAUCAGUCAGGAAGUUAAAGCUUGGUCGCAAAUGGGUCUUCCAAAUGGACAAUGACCCCAAGCAUACUUCCAAAGUUGUAGCAAAAUGGCUUAAGGACAACAAAGUCAAGGUAUUGGAGUGGCCAUCACAAAGCCCUGACCUCAAUCCUAUAGAACAUUUGUGGGCAGAACUGAAAAAGUGUGUGCGAGCAAGGAGGCCUACAAACCUGACUCAGUUACACCAGCUCUGUCAGGAGGAAUGGGCCAGAAUUCACCCAACUUAUUGUGGGAAGCUUGUGGAAGGCUACUCGAAACGUUUGACUGAAGUUAAACAAUUUAAAGGCAAUGCUACCAAAUACUAAUUGACCCAUUGGGAAUUUGAUGAAAUAAAUAAAAGCUUAAAUAAAUCAUUCUAUCUGCUAUUAUUCUGACAUUUCACAUUCUUAAAAUAAAGUUGUAAUCCUAACUGACCUAAGACAGGGACUUUUUACUAGGAUUAAAUGUCAGUAAUUGUGAAAAGUUGAGUUUAAAUGUAUUUGGCUAAGGUGUAUGUACAUUUCCGACUUCAACUGUAAGGUUCCACAGUUGACAGUGCAUGACAAAGCAAAAACCAAGCCAUGAUGUCGAAGGAAUUGUCCGUAGAGCUCCAAGAGGAUUGUGUCGAGGCACAGAUCUGGGGAAGGGUACCAAAACAGUUCUGCAGCAUUGAAGGUCCCCAAGAACACAGUGCCCUCCAUCAUUCUUAAAUGGAAGAAGUUUGGAACCACCAAGACUCUUCCUAGAGCUGGCCGCCCAGCCAAACUGAGUAAUCGGGGGAGAAGGGCCUUGGUCAGGGAGGUGACCAAGAACCCAAUGGUCACUCUGACAGAGCUCUAGAGUUCCUCUGUGGAGAUGGGAGAACCUUCCAGAAGGACAACCAUCUCUGCAGCACUCCACCAAUCAGGCCUUUAUGGUAGAGUGGCCAGACGGAAGUCACUCCUCAGUAAAAGGCACAUGACAGCCCGCUUGGAGUUUGCCAAAAGGCACCUAAAGACUCUCAGUCCAUGAGAAACAAGAUUCUCUGGUCUGAUGAAACCAAGAUUAAACUCUUUGACCUGAAUGCCAAGCAUCACGUGUGGAGGAAACCUGGCACCAUCCCUACAGUGAAGAAUGGUGGUGGCAGCAUCAUGCUGUGGGGAUGUUUUUCAGCGGCAGGGACUGGGAGUCAGGAUCGAGGCAAAGAUGAACGGAGCAAAGUACAGAGAGACCCUUGACGAAAACCUGCUCCAGAGCGCUCAGGACCUCAGACUGGGGAGAAGGUUCACCUUACAACAGGACAACAAUCCUAAGCACACAGCCAAGACAAUGCAGGAGUGGCUUCGGGACAAGUCUCUGAAUGUCCUUGAGUGGCCCAGCCAAAGCACAGACUUGAACUCGAUCUAACAUCUCUGGAGAGACCUGAAAAUAUCUGUGCAGCAAUGCUCCCCAUCCAACCUGACAGAGCUUGAGAGGAUCUGCAGAGAAGAAUGGAAGAAACUCCCCAAAUACAGGUCUGCCAAGCUUAUAGUGUCAUACUCGAGACGACUCGAGGCUGUAAUCGCUGCCAAAGAUGCUUCAACAAAGUAUUGAGUAAAGGGUCUUAAUACUUAUGUAAAUGUGACAUCUGUUUUUUAAUUCUAAUAAAUUAGCAAACAUUUCUAAAAAAAAAUAUAUGUUUUGUCAUUAUAGGGUAUUGUGUGUGGUUGAUGAUAUUUUUAUUUUAUUUAAAUCAAUUUUAGAAUAUGGCUGUAACCUAACAAAAUGUGGGAAAAGUCAAGGGGUCUGAAUACUUUUCGAAGGCACUGUAUAUAUCUUCAACCCUGUUUCAACUCCCUUGCUCCCCAAAGUCUACAGUGUUUAACCUGUAUCUCGCUCUCCCUCCAAUCCAUCCAGGCUACAGAGAUGCUGGUCCAUAAUGCCCAGAACCUGAUGCAGUCAGUCAAGGAGACGGUGAGAGAGGCCGAGGCUGCUUCCAUCAAGAUCCGCACCGAUGCAGGCUUCACCCUGCGCUGGGUACGCAAGACCCCCUGGUACCAGUAA